Molecule: messenger RNA, 709 nt
Organism: Trichomonas vaginalis G3
Lineage: Eukaryota; Parabasalia; Trichomonadida; Trichomonadidae
Exons: 1
Source: RefSeq, a predicted model, not a curated record
AUGAAUACACAAAAUUACGCAAAGACUAAAAUAAUGAAUGCACAGAAGGCACGCGUUGCAUGUAUGUCAAAUAAGUUUAAAAACAUAAGAGAAAUAGGAGAGGAUACGUAUCAAGUGAUGCUCAAAGAUAGAUUUUAUAGAUGUGAUACAUGUUUACAAGAGGCAUUCUUCACUUUAGAUAAUGCUAAAUACUGGUAUUUGGUUUUCAUUUAUGAUUUUAUGUAUAAAUGCAUGAAUGUUAAUCGUUUUCAUUUCAUUGAAGGUGAUACUGAUUCAUCUUAUUGGGCAAUCGCUGGCGAUCCAAAUCUUCCUAACACUCAAGCAUUUCAAGCAAUUGUUACCGAUAAACAAUUUUAUGAUAAAAACAUUUUCAAAUUCGCACCUUUUGAUUUCUUCUGUUUUGAUGAGAAAUUUAAACCUAAAUUAAAGAAUAAAACUGAAGAAAAAGCACAUGAGAAGAAGUUAUUGGGUUUAGCAAUUGAGAAACAAGGUGAUAACAUGGUUGCUUUAUGUCCUAAGUGUUAUACAUCAUUCAACGGUUCAAUUGAUGGAAGUGAUUUUAAAAAGAUUGCACAAAAAAUGAAAGGUGUUAGUUUACGACAAAAUAAACAAUUAACACCUAAAAAUUAUUUGGAUAUAAUAAAUGAUAAAGUGAUAUUUGAUGGUCAGAAUAUUAAUUUACAACUUAAAAACGGGUCAAUGACUCGCU